This is a messenger RNA of Anopheles arabiensis, 947 nucleotides long. RefSeq names its product venom allergen 3-like. The transcript has 3 exons. The record is from RefSeq and is a predicted model, not a curated record. The coding region runs from base 85 to 885 and encodes 266 amino acids. NCBI's taxonomy places the organism in Eukaryota, Metazoa, Arthropoda, Insecta, Diptera, Culicidae.
AAACGUUAUAAAAUGCUACAGCUGCGUGAGUGUAACGUAACAGUGUACUCGGGAUUCGGUUAAGUUGAACUAGUGUUUAGCAAAAUGGCCCUUCAAUGGCAUUGGACAUUCGUUAUGAUCGUGAGCUGUCUAGUCGGCGUACUGCAAGCCCAAACUGACUACUGUGCCAAUAGCAACUGCCGGAACGGUCGACCAAACGUUGGUUGCAAUCCCCCCGCCAGUCCGGGUGGACCGGCCUGCGCUGGUCUGAAUCCAGAGGUUAAAACUUUCAGCCCUGAAGAACAAACGUUGAUCCUUUCCGAGCACAACACGCGCCGAUCGCAACUGGCGCAGGGUGAACUGAAACCGUUCCUGCCGGCAGUUCGUAUGCCCACCCUUACCUGGGACGAGGAACUUGCCAAACAGGCUGGUAAUAAUGCACGCAGCUGUACGUACCAACACGAUAGCUGCCGUAACACGCCCGUCUUUGCGUGGGCUGGACAGAACCUUGCGCUGUCGCAAUCUUCCGGCAUGAACAAAACGGUAUCGGAGGUUAUAAGCAGCAGCAUUGCCUCCUGGUGGAGUGAGCACAACGUUACUAGGGAAGAACAACUCAACACCUAUCCAUCGAGCUAUUCUGGACCUGCCAUUGGACAUUUCACGCAGAUGGCCAGUGAUCAGAGCGACAAAAUAGGAUGUGCCAUGCAGAAAUGGGUGAGUGACGACUGGCAGACGUACUACUUCGUGUGUAACUAUGGCGUCACAAACAUUGCUGACCGUCCAGUCUACAAAGCUGGAGCAGUUGCUUCCAAAUGUACUACCGGGCGCAAUCCGACGCUGCCUGGACUAUGUUCAGAAUCGGAAAGUAUCAACCCUGUUCCAAACGAACCUAAAGAACCAAAAUAAAGCUAUUCGAUGACAUAAAAUACUACCCAACAUUACGGUAGAAUCGUAACCAUCUGCUGCAA